AUCGUGUUCAAGUGGGUUGCCGGGAACUGAGAUCCACCAAGUACAUUUCAGAUGGUCAAUGCACCAGCAUCAAUCCCCUGAAGGAGCUGGUGUGUGCUGGUGAAUGCCUCCCUUUGCCACUGCUCCCCAACUGGAUUGGAGGAGGUUACGGAACCAAGUACUGGAGCAGGCGGAGCUCGCAAGAGUGGAGAUGUGUCAACGACAAAACUCGCACUCAGAGGAUCCAACUUCAGUGCCAGGAUGGAAGUAUAAGAACCUACAAAAUUACUGUGGUCACAGCCUGCAAGUGCAAGCGAUACACCAGGCAGCACAAUGAGUCCAGCCACAACUUCGAGGGAACCUCUCAAGCAAAACCAAUCCAGCACCACAAAGAGAGGAAAAGAGCCAGUAAAUCCAGCAAACAUAGCACAAGUUAGAAGUCAGACAUUCUCUCCUCUCUCAUCUCCCUCUCCUCGUGCCAAAAUUGAACUCACCUGUAAUCAUUUGCUUUACCAUUCUGACUGCUUAAAGACAAGUCUGCCAUUGCUGUGUUCUCAGCUGACACUACAUGCUUAUUGCUUUGACCAAAAUCAGAAGGGGCAUUCUCAGCAUAUGGACCCUUUGGGUGAUUUUCCAAAUACUCAAGAUGGGGAAUAACACAAGCCUUCCAGACCCACAUCAUAAACUUUUACAUUUUCUCCAGCCAAGGAGGCAAAGAAAAUUUGCCAUGAAUAUUCACUGAAGUCUGUUUUGUAAAAAGAUGCUUUGUUGUGUGUUUUCCUGAGAACAGUUAUCACAUGUAUUGCCUUCUAUAUCAUGUUUUAGGAACUUCUGACAAUGGCUUAAAAAUACAACACCUAGUAUCUGCUUUCAGAUUAAUUCUAAAAAAAUGCCUUGCAUGCUCACCUUUCUCUUGUCUCAGUAUACCAAAAAUUAAAAUAUGCAUGGCAGCAAUCAAAAAGUAAAGCUGAACAAAUUAUUUAUUUGUUGUUGUAAUUAUUUAAUGAGCUUUUAUGUGUGUUAUUUCCCUUCAAAGUUUCCUUAUGUUUAUAGCUUUUCAUAUGUAUCAAAGUAUUUUCCUAUGAUUUGUGGCUGGAUUAGAACAUACAUUUUGUAGAUAAUGUAAAAUAGACAUUUAGACAUUUUCUUGGUAUAUAAAUUUUAAUUUUGAACAUCCAUAGACUUAGGUGUUAUUUUGAAGUAGCGACAUAAAAAUUGUAUUUUUCAUUCUUCACUCUGUAUUAUUUUUGUUUAAAAAGUGUGCAAUCAAAAGACAAAUAUGAUGACUUCCUUUCAAAUUCAUUGGUUUCCUUUUUUUUUUACAAAAAUAAACACUGCUAAAAAA
Molecule: messenger RNA, 1324 nt
Organism: Acanthisitta chloris (rifleman)
Lineage: Eukaryota; Metazoa; Chordata; Aves; Passeriformes; Acanthisittidae
Gene: SOSTDC1
Product: sclerostin domain containing 1
Exons: 1
Biological process (GO): negative regulation of BMP signaling pathway; negative regulation of Wnt signaling pathway
Molecular function (GO): BMP binding
Source: RefSeq, a predicted model, not a curated record